AUGGAUUAUUAAGAAUUAUAUGAAUUGCGCAAAAAAAUUGUGGAUUGGAAAAAGAAUCCAAAAGAAACAAUUAAUAUCUUAAAAUAAUUAGAGUAAGCUUCACUUAAUUUUGAAGCUGUAAAUAAAUCAAAGAUAUAAAAAACUAUACAUACUCUUACAACAGUUGAUGAUAAAAGUGAACCUUUAGCUGCAACAAUAAAAGUUCAAGCAUCUAUAAUUCAAGAUAAAUUAAAAAAGUUAUCUCAAAAUAAAUCAAUUGAAAUUAGUAAGGUGGAGAAACAAAGUGAGAAGAACCAAGAAAUCAAAAUUUAAAAAUAGAAUAGUGUAUAAACUAUUUAAAGUAGUAAAUCUUUACCUGAUAUUGAUUUAUUCUCAAAUUAUAAAGUUCCUUAGCCAUCAUAUGUUGAUCGUAUAAAAUAUUUAACAGCAAUUAGUAAAUUAUUUAUUCUAAAUAUCUAAACAUUUAAAAAUCAAGAUGAUUUAAGCGAUUCAGAUUAUUAAAUAAUAAAAGAUUGUGUAGAAAAAAUGGAAAAAGCAAUUUAUUAUAAGAGAUAAACAGAGAACAGUUCAAGAAAAGCAUAUGAAUAAGAUAUUAAAAUUUUAGCGGGCUUUUUGAAGAAAGAUAAGAAUGGUUCAUUAACAUAUAGAAUUUUUACAUAGGUGUUUGAUCCUAUAGUUGCAGCAUAAUUAAAGUAUUAUAAUAAUAAAUUAGAGCUGCUGAUUGGGUUGAUGAUGAAACUAAAUAAGAAUAAAGUAGAAUAAUAAAAGAAAAAAUGGAAGCAGAGUAAAUAGGAUUUUACAAAGAUUUAAGUAAAAGAGAAAUGGAAGGUGUUGAAGGUAAAAUGUGUAAAGGAUGUGGAUAAAAAAAAGUAUAUUUAGUUGAUGAAAAAUAAACAAGAGCAUCAGAUGAACCAACUACUAAGUUUUUCGAAUGUUAUAAUUGUGGAGAUAAAUUUAGAAUAUGUUGAAUUCAAU
This is a messenger RNA of Paramecium sonneborni, 975 nucleotides long. NCBI's taxonomy places the organism in Eukaryota, Ciliophora, Oligohymenophorea, Peniculida, Parameciidae. The record is from the annotation of a GenBank genome assembly.